ACAAACUUCACUCCUCAACGGAUUUCGCAGCGAGAUGGACACUCUACGAGGGAUACUGACAGCGGCCGGAGUUGCAGCUUUAGCUGCAGCGGCCAGUGGAUCGCUUUACUAUCUGUACCGAUCCAGAGCUCAGAAGCCGACGACGACGGAGAAGGAGACCGCGGUCACUCCCGUGGAAGGAGACCCUGAAACGGUGAAGGAGACGCAGGCUGAAGCCGAGGCGAUGGCCCCUCUCGUUAUGGAUGAGGCAUCAGAAGCUGCCAGUCUGCUACCGGUCACUGACCUAGCAGAGACAGCGGAAGCUGAGGUGACCGAAUUUCCUGAGAUUUGUGAGAGUGUGGUGGAAACACUGGUUGAAGAUGGAGGAGUUACCAGCCCCCAAGAGGAAGAUCAGGCCCCUCUCGUUAUGGAUGAGGCAUCAGAAGCUGCCAGUCUGCUACCGGUCACUGACCUAGCAGAGACAGAGGAAGCUGAGGUGACCGAAUUUCCUGAGAUUUGUGAGAGUGUGGUGGAAACACUGGUGGAAGAUGGAGAAGUUACCGGCCCCCAAGAGGAAGAUCAGGCCUCUCCUAUUAUGGAUGAGGCACCAGAAGCUGCCAGUCUGCUACUGGACACUGACCUAGCAGAGACAGAGGAAGCUGAGGUGAUUAUGGAGCCUGAACUCUGUGACAGUGUGAUGGAAAAAGUGGAGGAAAAUGGAGGAGUAGAGGUGGAGUGGUUGAGACCCCCAGAGGAAGAAGAUGAGACAAAGGCCCAACCUCUCCCCAGUGUGUAUCUGACCAACAGACACUGGUGUUUAUAUAUAGCUGAACCCAAAGAGCAGCGUCAGCCAAGACGAAAAACACGGGAAACAGUGGUGCGAGAUGGAGAAGUUGCUCCAAGCUGCCCCCAAAUGGAAGAUCAGGCAUCAGAAGCUCCCAUCCUGCUAAUGGACUCUGAUCUAGCAGAGACUAAAGAAGCCAAGGCGAAGGCUGAUGAUGAGCAACCUCUCACCUCUGUGGAUCAGUCUUCAAUUGAAGCUGAACCCAAAAAGAAACAGAGGAGACGAGGAACACGAGGAAGGGGGCGAAAAAUCAACUAUAAGAAGGACAAAGAAGAGGAAGGAAAAUAAAAAAAAUUGCAAUCUAAA
Messenger RNA from Astyanax mexicanus (Mexican tetra), 1129 nucleotides. RefSeq lists its product as uncharacterized. NCBI's taxonomy places the organism in Eukaryota, Metazoa, Chordata, Actinopteri, Characiformes, Acestrorhamphidae. The transcript has 2 exons. The coding region runs from base 35 to 1111 and encodes 358 amino acids. The record is from RefSeq and is a predicted model, not a curated record.